Cladophialophora immunda is the source of this 1797-nucleotide messenger RNA. Its product is annotated as branched-chain amino acid aminotransferase. The coding region runs from base 377 to 1516 and encodes 379 amino acids. Gene Ontology annotation, biological process: branched-chain amino acid metabolic process. The record is from RefSeq and is a predicted model, not a curated record. NCBI's taxonomy places the organism in Eukaryota, Fungi, Ascomycota, Eurotiomycetes, Chaetothyriales, Herpotrichiellaceae. The transcript is spliced from 2 exons. Gene Ontology annotation, molecular function: branched-chain-amino-acid:2-oxoglutarate transaminase activity.
CUGAGUGGGAAAAAGAAUCUGGAAGAGUGUAACAGUCGUCUCACCGGCGCCCCUCCUGAUUGACCUGGAACAGUACGAUACGCUCUUGGAUUGCCACACCACACCACACACCACGAGGCAGAAAGAUCUACGGAGAUCUGCUUACUGGUGGUCCUGCCGGGUGGGAAAAGAUUUUUUUAUAUUUAGCUCAGAGCCUCGGCGUCGACUCAUCUUCGUGACUCUGCGAUCCCAACGCUGCCCAUUCUCAUCCCAUUACUAGUAUAUUGCAGGCUCGAAUACGAGGAUUGUGAGUUCUACUUGACUUUAUUUGCCCUUGGGGAAGCCUCGAAGGGACAAAAGAACACUCAGAGCCUCCUCGGUCACACUUCACAACGAAAUGGCUCCCUUUCCUCCGCCGCCUGUAAGCACAAUUGACUGGAGCAAUGUCGGCUUCAAAGUCCGCGAGGUCAACGGACACAUUGAGUCCACCUUCCGCUAUUCCUCAUCCAAGCCAGAAUGGAGCAAACCACGUUUUGUAACCUCCCCUCAUCUGUCGAUUCAUGGCAUGGCUCCCGGUCUCAACUACGGUGUCCAGUGCUAUGAGGGCAUGAAAGCCUUUCGACAGCCCGAUGGGUCGAUCGCUAUCUUCCGUCCCGAUCAGAAUGCUCUGCGCAUGCAACGCUCUGCCGAGUUCAUUUCUGUCCCCCCUGUGCCCGAGGAACAUUUCGUGGAGUGCGUGAAUCUGGCCGUGGGUCUGAACGCUGAAUUUGUGCCCCCUCACGAGACCGGCGCGGCGAUGUAUAUCCGCCCGUUGUUGUUCGGCUCCAGCGCGCAGCUGGGACUCAAUCCCCCGGAUGAGUAUACCUUCGUGGUGUUUGUGAUGCCCACGGGAGUAUAUCACGGCGUGCAUGCCGUCGAUGCACUGAUCUUGGAAGAUUUCGACCGAGCGGCACCUGAGGGCACUGGCAGUGCUAAGGUGGGAGGCAACUACGCCCCCGUGUUGCGGCAUAGCGAAAAGGCACGGAAUCAAGGGUUCGGUAUCACUCUGCACUUGGACAGCAAGACACGGAGCGAGAUCGACGAGUUCUCCACCUCGGGUUUCUUGGGCGUACGGAAAGACGGGGACAAGACGACGAUUGUGGUGCCCGACUCAAAAAAUGUCAUCAAGUCCGUGACAUCGGAAUCGGCCUGCCAGAUCGCCAAAGACUUGUUCGGCUACAGCGUGGAGAAACGCCGGAUUGACUAUAGCGAGCUUCCUCAAUUCACGGAAAUCAUGGCUGCCGGCACCGCAGCGAGUCUGGUGCCCAUCAAGAGCAUCACCAUGAAAUCCAAGGGUGACAAAUUCGAAUAUCCGGUCAAUGAGAAACUAGAUCCUGGCCCAGUCUGUGCACAGCUAUUGAGCACGUUAAAGGGUAUCCAAAUGGGCAAGGUCAAGGAUCAGUUCGGAUGGAAUAUGAAAGUCACGGAGCCGCCCAAGGAGUUCCUGAAGGCGGCGACGAAUGGCGGCGUCCACGGCGGUGUGGAUGAGUUGCCGUGAGGCCGCUAGAUGAUGGCCAUAUCUGUGCUGGAUGUCAACGACAAAAGUCAAUGGAAGAGAGACACCCGGGCAGAUUGUGGAGCGAGGUACAGUAGAACUACGUUUGCCCAAGCAACAAAAGCCCGUCUCCAAGAUUAAAUAGUUUCAAAAGCACUCUCUGUACAGACCAACCACCAUACACAGUGCCAAUCGGGUUCUUCGCUCAUGCGUGGCCGACGUCCAUAAUCAGAUGUCCGUGCGCUGACCACUCCAUUUUCUUUUUGGCAAUAUCUAUCAAAGGG